Pichia kudriavzevii is the source of this 2580-nucleotide messenger RNA. RefSeq lists its product as uncharacterized. The record is from RefSeq and is a predicted model, not a curated record. Gene Ontology annotation, cellular component: cell cortex of cell tip. NCBI's taxonomy places the organism in Eukaryota, Fungi, Ascomycota, Pichiomycetes, Pichiales, Pichiaceae. The transcript has a single exon. Bases 1 to 2580 code for a protein of 859 amino acids.
AUGGAGGAGUAUAUAAGGAGGCCGGGGGUCCCUGAAUUCUUGUACCCUGCUUCGACAGCAAUGGUCUAUACUUCGUUGAACUUAACAGAUCCCAAGGAAUUCAAAAAAGAAAACUACAAGUAUCACCAUUACUACUCAAAUUUGAGCAGCACUUUGGUAUCACCCAGCACCCAAUCAAAUUUUUAUCCAAGUGACAAUUUUGAGUACUAUCGAUCUCAUAAAGUUUAUAAGCCUCUGUCAAUUCCAAAAUCGACAACAGAUGGCAGAAUUGAACCAAGUCGUUCGAAAAAGUACUUUCAGAAUGUUAACUGUUUUAUGGACAGUCCUCCCCUAUUUGGUGAUGCAGCUCUUCGGGGUGUAUCAUAUGGCGCUGGCGCUGAUAUGCCAGAUGGUAUCUAUACCUUUGGUGGUUUGGAAUGUAUGCUAACCCCAGAAUAUGAGGAAAUGCUAAAAAAAAUUACACAGAACUUCACCAUACCUCCGGAAAACAUCAAACUAGAAUGUGAUUAUGAUAUACCAUUCCCCAUUGACAAAGAAAAAAUAGAAUCAAUGUCGUUGAAGCCUUGUCUUACGGUUAAAAAGUAUUUGCCUGAAUCAAAUUGUCUCCGUUAUGUUUGUGAAUUAAACAAUGAUCAGAAUGAGAAUGAAUUGGAAGAUGACAGGACAUCUUUCAAUGAUUUAUUAAAAAAAACUGACGGAAAAAUUAUCCAAAAAAAUAAACCACAGGGUAUGGCCACAUCAAGUUCAAGCUCCUACCAGGACACUCCAAAGUCCCUGAUUUGUGCUACUGCUUCAAAAGUAAGUAACAGGUUUUUUGCUACUUAUGGUGGAUUGGAAAUUAUUACAGAAAUCAAAUAUCCUGAUGAUCAACAUUGUAUAAUAGAGAAGAAAUUAAUUCCUAACGAUCAGCUUUGGUUAUUUGAUACUAUUACUUGUAAAUUUCGGGAAAUCAAACUAUCUGUCCACCCAACUUAUUCGUCCAUUUUCCCAAAUACGGUACCUAGAUUUGGGCAUGGAAUGGUAUCCAUCUCGGUGGAAGAAAAUAUCAAUCUGUCAAAAAAGAACGAACUCAAUCAUGACUUUAAAGACGCCGAAAAUCAUGAAUCAAAGGAAAAUAUUACAGUAGGUACAUUCUCAAAGCCUGCAACUAUCUUUGUGAUGGGCGGAUACAGGGCAAUGGAUGACACCAAUAAAUUUGUGGCUAUCAAUGAUUUGUGGAAAUGUGAUUUAUUCUUAGAUGAUAAAGGUGCAGCUGAUGAGGUACUAGCUGCCCCAAUUGGUGAUUUUGAGAUGGCAAAUGAUUAUUUCAGUUAUAAUAUUGAUGACAAAUUAAAUGAACACCCAAACAAUCCAACGUCUAACAAAUUUACCGGAGUUUUUAGGCAUUCAAUGGGCAACCAGUGGCCGUCACCUCGAGGUUUUUUUUCAAUGAAUCUAAUUGACAAUGACUUUAUGUUGAACUAUGUUGACUGGAAAUCACCAUGUCGUGAAAAUGCUUCUAUAAAACAGAAACUCCUACAGAAAGAAUUGUUGGCCAAACGUGAAAGAGAAACUGAACAAAACUUGCACACUCCUUUGCCCACCACGAAAUUAAACUUCUCAUUCACUUCAGCGGAAUACAAGAAGCCUGAAUUUACAAGAACGAAAACUACAACAAGAAUCACUGGUAACCAUGGACCAGGAGUGGCAUCUGAUAUAUCUAGUAGAUCUGAUUCGCCGUCUUCAGAGUUGAGUAAUCAUACUAGUAGUGUCAAGCAGUUUGAGAAUAAGGUGCUAAUUUUGAUAGGCGGAUCAUCUAUAAUGUACACGAAAGUUUCUGAUGAUGAGCAAUAUGAUGUCUACUAUAAUAAAUAUAUUCUUGGGGAUAUAUGGGUUUUCGAUUUCCAAACAGAAUCAUGGUAUAACUUUGAAGAACAUGUUAAAAUUAAGAGAGCUUUGCAAGUAUGUGGACACAUGUUAAUUAUAUCUCCAUAUACUUUGAAUGUAGUGGGUGGUGUGGCCGAAUCACACUAUGACGAGUCAUUAUUUGAGCCUAUACAGGGUGGACUAAGUAGGACAAACAAUUGGGAACAUAAGGUACAAACACAAAAUUGGAGCAGAGGCAAAGAAUGUGUCUCUAUAUUCCAUCGAGAAAAGCGCAAAUCCAAACCCAAAAAUCAUUUUGAUUCCCAUGUUGGUGUCGAAAUCACUAAAGAUCGAACUGCGGAGUACAACCAUUUCUCUGCAUUUAUAUUUGAUUUCCAAAAAUCAUUGUGGAAUAAUAUACAGAUUGCUAUUGUCAAUGAUCACAAAUACUUUGUGCCGUGGGAAUUUAACAAAUCUAGGAAGAUAAUGAGUGGUGGUACACUUCUAAAUACCGAUUUUGAAGAUGGAAGAAUUAAAAACGAUUUUGACGUGGAUAAGGAACCUCUAGGGGGUUAUGGUGUUCUGGCGGUGUGUGGCUUAGUUUUUUACAAAGAUAAUAGGACCGUUUUGAUUUCACCGGAUCUUAAGGUACUUGAUGAGAAGCGUAAAUGCAUUUUAGGCAAACAGCGUUUAGUAGGUAAUUCUAUUGCUGAUAUUUAUUCUUCGUACAUUUAA